Enterobius vermicularis (human pinworm) is the source of this 507-nucleotide messenger RNA. The record is from the annotation of a GenBank genome assembly. Lineage: Eukaryota; Metazoa; Nematoda; Chromadorea; Rhabditida; Oxyuridae.
AUGGAAGAUGUUACAAGGUCUGCCCAAAAAGCGAUCGAUUAUGAUAAAGCAGGUCGCUAUGACGCAGCCAUUUACUUUUACGGGGAUGCUGCACAGACACUGCUAGAUUUGAUCCAGACUGGGAAAGCUCCUGUGGAGUAUAAGAAGACUGCAGAGGGAUAUAUUUCUCGAGCGGAAAUAAUCAAGGCUCGGCGUACAUCAAGACUGUCUUCGACUGUCAAAAGCAAACAUCAGCAGAAUCUUGAAAGAGCCGAGUUCCUUCUAUAUCAAGCUUUAGAUGCUGAUAAGGCAGAGGACCCAGAAGAGGCCGUUCAACUUUAUAUGCAAGCUGUUGACCUGUGUUUGCUUUCUCAGUCACAAUGUGAGACAGACAUUCGAAGAAAACUCCGAGACGUUGCAAAAAAGGCUUUAGAUAGGGCCGAAAUCUUAAAAUCUCAACGGAAGUCGUCGAGGAAAGAAAAAGAUACGCUUAGUCUUCCUGACGUGCCUACUGAUGGUGAGUUGUAA